Thermothielavioides terrestris NRRL 8126 is the source of this 3980-nucleotide messenger RNA. Its product is annotated as chromatin-remodeling complex ATPase-like protein. Gene Ontology annotation, cellular component: nucleus; chromatin. Gene Ontology annotation, biological process: regulation of transcription by RNA polymerase II; nucleosome organization. Bases 261 to 3638 code for a protein of 1125 amino acids. The transcript has 4 exons. Gene Ontology annotation, molecular function: ATP binding; nucleosome binding; ATP-dependent chromatin remodeler activity. The record is from RefSeq and is a predicted model, not a curated record. NCBI's taxonomy places the organism in Eukaryota, Fungi, Ascomycota, Sordariomycetes, Sordariales, Chaetomiaceae.
GUUUGGACCUUUUGGGGGGUUCCUCGACCUCAGAAUUUCCCAACUUGCUUGCACCCACCCAUCCGCAGACCGUGUUCUCCCCAGCCUACCUUGUUCCUAUCGCGAAUUGCAGCCACGAGGCGUGCAAUUAUCACCAGAGUCUACCGGAGUCCUUGGAGACAUUUGCUUAUCGCGUGAGACAGCUUCGCCCGCACGAGCGCGUCUAAGUCGUCUAAGUCGCGUUCCCCUGCCAAACCCUCGGCGAGGGCACCGCAGCCGACAUGGCUCCCCGUUCGCGGCAAAGCGGCAACGACAGCGACGCGUCGAUGCCUGAUGCGCCUGUACCCACCCACACUUCCCAGACCGUCGACGAUAUGGAUGUCGACGAGACCCCCGACUACACAGACUCCGACACGAAUCCAAAUACCACUGCCAGCAGUGUUGCCGGCGAACCCGUCAUCGAUGGCCGCAAGCGGCGCUCAGAAGCCAACCAGUUACGUCGUAGUAUAUUUGGCAAGAAGCACGACAGGCUAGGCGAGUCAAAGGAGGAUGACACACUUCGUCGAUUCCGUUACCUUCUGGGUCUCACCGACCUGUUUCGCCACUUCAUCGAGACGAACCCGAACCCCAAAAUCCGCGAGAUCAUGGCCGAGAUCGAUCGCCAGAACGAAGAGGCAGCCAAGCAGAAGAAGGGCGGCGGUCGCCAGGGCGGCGCCACUAGCGAGAGGCGCCGGCGGACCGAGGCCGAGGAAGAUGCCGAGCUGCUCAAUGACGAGAAGCAUGGAGGGUCCGCCGAGACGGUCUUCCGCGAGUCACCUGCCUUCAUCCAUGGCACCAUGAGGGACUACCAGAUAGCCGGCUUGAACUGGCUGAUCUCGCUGCAUGAGAACGGCAUCUCCGGAAUCCUGGCCGACGAAAUGGGCUUGGGCAAGACCCUGCAGACGAUCGCCUUCUUGGGUUACUUGCGCCACAUCAUGGGCAUCACGGGUCCGCACCUGAUCACAGUUCCCAAAUCUACCUUGGACAACUGGAAUCGAGAGUUUGCCAAAUGGACACCCGAGGUCAACGUGCUCGUCUUGCAGGGCGCCAAAGAGGAGCGUCAUCAGCUCAUCAAUGAGCGGCUCGUGGACGAGAGCUUCGAUGUCUGCAUCACCAGUUACGAGAUGAUCCUCCGCGAGAAAGCCCACUUGAAAAAGUUCGCGUGGGAGUACAUCAUCAUCGACGAGGCGCACCGUAUCAAGAACGAGGAGUCAUCGCUGGCUCAAGUGAUCCGCAUGUUCAACUCGCGGAAUCGCCUCUUGAUCACCGGCACGCCUCUCCAGAACAACCUGCACGAACUGUGGGCGCUCCUCAAUUUCCUACUUCCCGAUGUGUUUGGCGAUUCGGAGGCUUUCGACCAGUGGUUCUCGGGCCAGGACCGGGACCAGGACACGGUGGUUCAGCAGUUGCACCGAGUCCUCCGGCCUUUCCUGCUUCGCCGUGUCAAGAGCGACGUGGAGAAGAGCCUGCUUCCCAAAAAGGAGGUCAACGUCUACGUCGGCAUGUCGGAAAUGCAGGUCAAAUGGUACCAAAAGAUUCUCGAGAAGGAUAUCGACGCCGUGAAUGGCGCGGGCGGGAAGCGCGAGUCCAAGACGCGGCUGCUUAACAUCGUCAUGCAACUGCGGAAGUGUUGCAACCACCCCUACCUCUUUGAGGGCGCUGAGCCGGGCCCGCCGUAUACCACUGACGAGCACCUGGUGUACAACUCCGGAAAGAUGCUCGUCCUCGACAAGCUGCUGAAGAGGCUGCAGAAACAGGGCAGCCGCGUGCUCAUCUUCUCUCAGAUGAGUCGUUUGCUGGAUAUUCUGGAGGACUACUGCGUGUUUCGGGGUUAUAAGUACUGCCGCAUCGACGGCAGCACCGCGCACGCGGAUCGUAUCGCCGCCAUCGACGAGUACAACAAGCCGGACUCGGACAAGUUCAUUUUCCUGCUGACGACGAGAGCCGGCGGUCUCGGCAUCAAUCUGACGACGGCCGACAUCGUUGUCCUCUACGACAGCGAUUGGAAUCCGCAGGCUGAUUUACAGGCCAUGGACCGAGCUCACCGCAUCGGCCAGACGAAGCAGGUGGUCGUCUACCGUUUCGUGACGGACAACGCCAUCGAGGAGAAGGUUCUGGAGCGCGCGGCCCAGAAGUUGCGCCUCGAUCAGCUGGUCAUCCAACAAGGCCGUGCCCAGGUUGCUACCAAGGCCGCUGCCAACAAGGACGAACUCCUGUCCAUGAUCCAGCACGGCGCAGAGAAGGUGUUCCAGACCAAGGGCGCUUUUGGAGCGCUUGCGGAGAAGGGUGGCGAGCUGGACGACGACGAUAUCGACAAGAUCUUGCAGGUUGGCGAGACACGCACAAAGGAGCUCAACGCCAGGUACGAGAAGCUUGGCAUCGACGACCUCCAAAAGUUCACGUCGGAGUCUGCGUACGAAUGGAACGGAGAGGACUUCGCAGCGCGCAAAAAGGAUAUCGGCAUCAACUGGAUCAACCCUGCCAAGCGUGAGCGCAAGGAGCAGAUCUACUCGAUCGACAAGUACUACAAGCAGGCUUUGCACACCGGCGGCAGGACAGCCGAAGCGAAGCCCAAAGCGCCCCGGGCUCCGAAACAAAUACCGGUCCACGACUACCAGUUCUAUCCUCCCAGACUCCGUGAUCUCCAGGACAGGGAAACUGCGUACUAUCGCAAGGAGAUCGGGUAUAAGGUUCCGCUGCCCGAAGGCGAUGACGAGAACUUGUCGGAACGCGAGGCCGAGAGAGCCCUCGAUCAGCAAGAGAUUGACAACGCCACUCCUCUCACCGAGGAGGAACAAGAGGAGAAGCAACGGCUUGCUCAGCAAGGAUUCGGCGACUGGAACCGCCGUGACUUCCAGCAGUUCAUCAAUGGCUCGGGGCGUUACGGGCGCCACGACUAUGCGGGUAUUGCAACGGAAGUCGACAGCAAGACCCCCGCAGAGGUUAAGGCGUAUGCCAAGGUGUUCUGGCAGCGGUACACCGAAAUUGCCGACUACGCCAAGUACAUCAAGAUCAUCGAGGAUGGCGAGGAGCGGAUGCGCAAAAUUGAGCACCAGCGCAAGAUGCUGCGCAAGAAGUUGUCUCAGUACCGCGUCCCCUUGCAGCAGCUCAAGAUCAAUUAUUCCGUGUCCACCACCAACAAAAAAGUGUACACGGAGGAGGAGGACCGAUUCUUGCUCGUGCUUCUCGACAAGUACGGCGUGGAUUCGGAGGGCAUCUACGAGAAGAUCCGGGACGAGAUCCGGGAGAGCCCGCUCUUCCGUUUCGACUGGUUCUUCCUGAGCAGGACACCGACGGAGCUCAGCCGUCGCUGCAAUACUCUUCUCACGACCGUUGUCAAGGAGUUUGAAGACGUGAACACCACCAAGCCGAACGGUGUGCACGGAAAACUCAAGCGGGAGCCGGACGAUGAUGAGAACGACGAGGACAGCAUCCUGGGCUUGGCACCGGCUAAGAAGAAGUCCAAGGCGCAAAGUGUUAAGAAUAAGGCUCUCGACAAUGUCAAGUCGGCAGCUGGCAGCAAGGCCAACUCGACAUCUCCCUCGCGGGCGUCCAGCGUUGCAUCGACAAACUCGAAUGCCGCUGGCUCAAAGGCCAAGUCCAAGGGCAAGAAGAAAUAGAUGUCAGGCAAAAAAUGAUGGGAGAUGGGCCUGGAGUCUGGGGCUGGGAUUGAACGGGGCUGGCGGUCUGGCAUACUGGGUGGGCGACAUUUUCUUGACUCUGUCCAGACCAACGGUAACUCUUUCGCGCUGGUGGCGCACCCGCUAGCCGCAUCGUCAUUGUGGAUGGAUCUCUGUUAUGGGGGGCUAGAUGAACAAGGGGAAAGGGCGUUUGGGGUAUUUUUUAUUGAUUUGUAGUCGUGAGAUGCUAGAGCGGCAAACUGAACACGUUUUUGAUAGCCUCGGUGCAGUGCGUCCUCAAAGCUUCUCCCCGGGUGGUGAGGAGUAAUGUGAAGUAGCCUU